Xenopus laevis (African clawed frog) is the source of this 1668-nucleotide messenger RNA. RefSeq names its product synaptic functional regulator FMR1-like. The coding region runs from base 239 to 1579 and encodes 446 amino acids. The transcript has a single exon. The record is from RefSeq and is a predicted model, not a curated record. Lineage: Eukaryota; Metazoa; Chordata; Amphibia; Anura; Pipidae.
AGCUCUGGCUAACUGACAUAAACUGUCAACCUGACUUUUGAAAGCUGUAUCAGAGUCACAGUUAUGCCCGACAGAAUGGAAAAUUAGAAAAAGAUAAAAACUAUGCAUACCGCACAUUAAUAUAAAUGUAUAUGUGUGCCUAUUUCACUUUAAGACUUCAGAUUCAUCACUAGAAGAGGCAGCAGUUUAUAUGUUUGUUUGCUGAGAGGAGUAGAAGGAGCAAUCGCUUGUGCCCAUCAUGCUGGGUACCAUGGGAAGAUCCAUGGCAGGGAAAGAAGUGCCAUAUAUACUACCCAUGAUCAAAGGAAUGCCACAGAUCAACAUGGAUGAGCUUGAAGAAGAGGUGAGGGGCACCAAUGGAGCUUACUAUAAGGCAUUUGUAAGAGACAUACACAAGAAUGCCAUCACCAUUGCUGUUGAAAAUAGCUGGCAAGCAGAGAAGCGGAUACCAUUCCAAGAUGUAAGAUUUCCACCUUCUUCUACUUACUGCAGGGAAACCGAUGUAGGUGGUGUGAUAGAGGUGUAUACCAGAAUAAAUAAAAAAGAGCCACGGAGCUGCUGGCUUGCUAAAGUUUUAGAGAGAAAGAAGGAGAAUGCUGUUGUGGCAUUUACAGAUUAUGACAAUCAUUACGCCAAGAACAUCACAUUGACUCGGGUCAAUCCAAACAAAGCGGCAGACAAAUACUCCUUCCAUAAAGUCACAUUAGACGUGCCUGCAGAUUUACAGAAAGUGUGUGCUGAGGAAGUCCUACUUCAAGACUUUAGAAGGGCAGUUGGGGCAUUUUCAAUAAGAUACGACUGGGUGAGCAGCCAGAUUAUCAUUCUGUCUUCCAACGAAUUUACCAGGAAAUGGGUAAACAUGCUAAAAGACAACCUUUUCCACAGUUUUAGGAUCAAGCAGUAUCUUAAGGUGGGCAAGCAAAAUGCCAGUAAAAAACUAGAGAAGUUCUCAGCUAGAUUCCAUGAGCAGGUCAAGGUAAAACAACAUCUAAUAGGACUUGCCAUCGGGAAGAAGGGUGCCAACAUAGAGGAAGCCAAAAAGAUUCCAGGAGUAAUAUCAAUAGACCUUGAUCCAGAGAACCACACUUUCCAUAUAUAUGCAAACAGCAGAGAGGCAGUGAGUAAAGCUAAAGCCUACAUGGAAUACAAAGAGAAAGUGCUUCAAGUUCAGAAAACAUUGGUAGACAAAGCUUUUUCAAAAAGCAAAAACUUCAUUGGAGUAAUUGCACAAAAAACUGGUGUUGUGGGAAUCCAUGCUGAAGAUGAAUUAUAUCUGUUCUCAGAAGGGCAUCAGGUUAAUUUUAUAAUCUUGGGACGGAAGGACAAUGUUGCUGCUGCAUAUGUCCUUCUGGAGUGUCACCUUAACGAUAUAAAUUUUCUGAAACCACUGCGUGUAGGGAGUCUACAGAUUGAUCAGCCCCUUCAACAAAACAGUGUCUGCCCAACACCCCAAGCAAAUCACUGUGAUACAGAGGAGGGGAGUGGGGAGCUGUCAGUCCAUGAAGCAGAGUCAGACCAUGAAGCAGAACUCCUUGAUUGGUCCGCUGCUCCAUUCGAAGAAGAAGAUAUUUGUCUUUAAAAGAUCAGAUGAGGAACAGCAGGAAAUGUUGACUAAUCAUAUGAGCAAUACUAUUUUUAAAAGCAAAAAUAAAAGUUUAUAUAAAAUGA